Theileria annulata is the source of this 357-nucleotide messenger RNA. RefSeq names its product snRNP protein, putative. Gene Ontology annotation, molecular function: RNA binding. Bases 1 to 357 code for a protein of 118 amino acids. The record is from RefSeq and is a predicted model, not a curated record. NCBI's taxonomy places the organism in Eukaryota, Apicomplexa, Aconoidasida, Piroplasmida, Theileriidae. Gene Ontology annotation, cellular component: U2 snRNP; catalytic step 2 spliceosome; pICln-Sm protein complex. Gene Ontology annotation, biological process: spliceosomal snRNP assembly; RNA processing. The transcript has 3 exons.
AUGAGUAUUGGAGCCCCUAUCAAACUAUUGUACGAAGGCAUAGGCCACGUUGUAACAGUUGAGCUUCAAAAUUCUAACUUAUAUCGCGGAACUCUAACAAAUGUCGAAGAUAAUAUGAACUGCUUGAUGGAAGGUGUAGUUAUGACAAUGAAGGACGGAAGAACGCUAGCACUAGAGCAAGUAUACCUCAGAGGAGCCCAGAUUCAGUUCAUGAUCUUCCCAGAUAUGCUGAGGCAUGCUCCAAUGUUCAAAGGAAACCCCAAGGAUAGGGGAAAACAAGUCCUACCACAGAUGGGAAUGCCAAUGAGACCAGGAAUGCCACCAAACGUUCCAAUGCCAGUAAUGGGUAAAAUGUAA